AUGGAAGACCAUUUGGAAAGUUACCCAGUGAAAGAAGUAUCCAGACCUGAGCUUCCAAGCAAUGGCUAUGACAACCCUGCUUUCCAGCUGAAUGAAGCAGAUGCACAAAACAGUCAUUUUAAAAAGAAGAAAAAGAAGGAAAAUGAGGAAUCAAAAAAGGAAAAGAAGGAAAAGAUCAAGAUGGUUGGAUUUUUUGAGCUGUUUAGUUUUGCAGAUGGAUUUGAUAUCCUUUUGAUGAUAGUGGGGAUCAUCGCAGCUGCUGCAGCUGGAAUAGGACAGCCCCUUAAGGUCGUCAUUUUUGGUCGCGUGACAAACACCUUUGUGGGAAACAAUGUAAAUGCAUCUACAGAUGGCGCACAAAUGAGUAACUCUUCAUGUCCACAAGCAACUACAGAUAUAGAAGCUAAAAUAUCUGGGCUUGCUUACUACUAUGUUGGAAUGGGUUUCAGUGUCCUGCUCUGUAAUUUUAUCGGGAUCUGGGGCUUUGUGACUGCUUCUGCAAGACAAACAGCAAGGAUACGUGAAAAGUUCUUUUUUGCUGUCCUUCACCAAGAGAUGAGCUGGUUUGAUACUACCCAGAUUGGAACAUUGAAUACCAGACUAACUGAUGAUAUUAACACCAUUCAGGAAGGUAUUGGAAGCAAGAUCAGUAUAAUGAUCGAGAUGUUUUCCGUAUAUUUGUCGGGGAUUAUCAUAGCAUUUGUGCAUGGAUGGAAGCUGACCCUGGUGAUAUUGACUGUUAGCCCUCUUCUUGUUGCAACUGGGUGUGUUUGGUCAUAUCUCCUUUCAGUGUUGACGACUAAGGAGCUUUUGGCUUAUGCUAAGGCAGGUGCUGUGGCAGAAGAAAUCUUGUCAGCCAUCAGAACAGUUGUUGCUUUUAAUGGACAGGCGAAAGCUAAAGCAAGGUAUGAUGCAAACUUAGAGGAGGCUAUGAGUGUUGGAAUGAAAAAGAGCAUUGCCAAAAAUAUUACUGUGGGUAUCUCCAGAUUUUUUAUAUGUGGUUGCUAUGCACUUGGCUUUUGGUAUGGAACCAAGCUCACAGUAGAUGAUAAGGAUAACUAUGACAUCGGAAAAGUUUUAAUUGUGCUGAUUUGUGUGUUUCUUGGUUCAUUGUCCAUGGGACAAAUUUCCCCAAAUUUGGAGAGUCUGAGCAAUGCUCGUGGAGCAGCCUAUGAAGUCUUUAAAAUUAUCAAAAAGCCCCGUCCCAUAGAUAGUAGUUCCAGUGACGGGUUCAAGCCAGACAAGCUCCAAGGAGAGAUUGAAUUCAAAAACAUCCAUUUCAGCUACCCCUCUAGACCUGAUAUGCAAAUUCUGAAAGGUCUGAACUUAAAAAUCCAGCCUGGGAAAACUAUUGCUCUUGUGGGUUCCAGUGGCUGUGGGAAAAGCACAACAAUUCAACUACUGCAGAGAUUCUAUGAUCCAGCAGAAGGACAGAUUACUAUAGAUGGACAUGAUAUCCGGACACUUAACAUCAAGUGGAUGAGAGAAAACAUUGGCAUCGUAAGCCAGGAACCGGUUUUGUUUGCGACCACAAUAGCAGGCAACAUUCGUUUUGGCAGAGAGGAUAUUACGGAUGCUGAAAUUGAACAGGCAGCUAAAGAAGCGAAUGCUUAUGACUUCAUAUCAAAACUCCCUGAUAGAUUUAACACCAUGGUUGGGGAAAGAGGAGCCCAGCUGAGUGGAGGGCAGAAACAGCGCAUUGCUAUCGCUCGUGCCCUCGCCAGAAACCCCAAGAUCUUGCUGCUGGAUGAAGCCACCUCUGCUCUGGAUACGCAGAGUGAAUCCAUCGUGCAAGCAGCCCUUGAUAAGGCCAGGACCGGCCGUACCACCAUUGUGAUUGCUCACAGACUCUCCACCAUCAGGACAGCCGAUGUUAUUGCUGGCUUUGAGAAGGGCCUUCUUGUCGAACAGGGGACACACGACAAACUCAUGGCACAGAGGGGAAUUUACUAUGCCCUCGUAACACAACAGUGUUACGGUGGAGAUGAUCAAGAGGGUGAAACAGAAGAAGAACAAGAGACCGAUUUUGAAGAGGAGGAUGAAAACUCUGAGCAAAGUGAUCAAAACCAUCUGGAGGCAAAUGAUUUGGAAAAUCCUAUUGCUGGCACACAAUCAGUUAAAAGGGGGAUGUCCCACAGAUGCAGCAUCAGUAGGGCUUCUACUAAAAAGUUCUCUGAAAGGAAGAAGAGGAAGAAAAGGAAGAACAACCCAAAGAAGGCUAAUGUGGAAGAAAAGCUCCCAGAGGUGCCUUAUUCCAGAAUUCUGGCUCUAAAUAAGCCUGAGUUCUGCUAUAUUGUGAUUGGAGUCAUUGCUGCUGCCAUUGCAAGUGGUGUUACUCCUACAUUUGCAGUUCUGACUGCUAAAAUCGUUGGGGCUUUCGAAGAAGAGGAUCAUGUAAAGAGAAGCCGAAAUACAACGAUGUUUUCUCUACUGUAUCUUCUCCUGGGAGUGAUCAACUUAAUAUCAUUUAUAAUCCAGGGAUUCAUGUUUGCAAAGUCUGGGGAAACGCUGACCAUGCGGCUGCGAUCACUUUCAUUCAAAGCAUUGCUUCAACAGGAAAUUGGAUGGUUUGACGACCACAACAAUGGCACUGGGGUUCUGUUAACCAGACUUGCAACAGAUACUUCUCACGUCAAAGGGGCUACUGGAAGUCGACUGGCCUUAUUAACCAUGACUACAUUCACUGCUGUGGCUGCUGUUGUAAUUGCUUUCGCUCAUAACUGGCAAUUAACGUUGCUUAUCCUGGCCUGUAUUCCUUUCACUGCUGGUAUACAGGCAAUUUUCUUUAAAUCAAUGACUGGCCGUGCAGCAAGGGAUCAAAAAGCCCUUGAGGAAGCAGGAAGAAUUUCAUUAGAAGCUGUAGAAAAUAUAAGAACGGUGGUUUCACUGGCAAGUGAAGAUAGAUUUUUUGAGAACUACAAGACAAACUUAGAAGUUCCAUACAGGAACUCUCUGAAGAAAGCUCCCAUUGCUGGAAUUUUAUAUGGCAUACUCAUGAGUUUAACCUUUUUUCUACAUGCUAUUAUCUUCAGAUUUGGAGCAUGGCUUAUUGCUCAUUGUUUCAUGAACUUCCAACAACUUUAUAUGGUCUUUGCUGCAGUAUUUUUUGCUACUAUGGAGAUUGGUCAGUCUAACGCUAGUGCACCUGAUUUUGGCAAAUCAAAAGUUUCAGCCCAAAGGAUUUUUCAGCUUUUGGAUCGGAAGCCACUAAUUGACAGCUAUAGUGAAGAAGGUGAAAAACUGGAGAAAUUUGAAGGCAACAUUGAAUUCAGGGACAUCCAUUUUGUAUAUCCAACCAGAGCAGAAGUUCAAGUUUUGCAAGGCCUCAAUAUCAAGGUUAGCAAAGGGCAGACUCUGGCGCUGGUGGGGAGCAGCGGCUGUGGCAAAAGCACCUCCAUUCAGCUUCUGGAGAGAUUCUAUGACCCGGGAUCUGGACAAGUGUUUGCAGAUGGAGUGGACACCAAAUCCCUGCAUAUCCAGUGGCUAAGAUCCAGGCUGGGCCUUGUGCAACAGGAACCUAUUCUGUUUGACUGCAGCAUUGCAGAAAAUAUCCAGUACGGAGACAACAGCAGGGUUGUCAGCCAGGAAGAAGUUGAGGAAGCCGCUAAAGCAGCCAAUAUUCACAACUUUAUAGACAAUCUCCCAGAGAAAUACAAUACUCGAGUAGGUAGUAAAGGAACACAGCUUUCAGGAGGACAGAAACAAAGAAUUGCCAUUGCCCGUGCCCUAGUCCGAAAACCAGCAGUUCUGCUUCUGGAUGAAGCCACAUCGGCUCUUGACACAGAAAGUGAAAAGAUUGUCCAGCAAGCUUUGGAUGAUGCCAGAAAAGGUAGAACCUGCAUCGUUAUUGCUCACAGGUUGUCAACUAUCAGGAAUUCAGACAUCAUAGCAGUGAUCGGCAAUGGCAAAGUCAUGGAACAGGGAACUCACAGCCAGCUGCUGGGACUGAAGGGAUUCUAUUAUGAACUUGUCAAUGCACAAGUAGCCCAUUAG
This is a messenger RNA of Elgaria multicarinata webbii, 3993 nucleotides long. Its product is annotated as ATP-dependent translocase ABCB1-like. Lineage: Eukaryota; Metazoa; Chordata; Lepidosauria; Squamata; Anguidae. The record is from RefSeq and is a predicted model, not a curated record. Gene Ontology annotation, molecular function: ATP hydrolysis activity; ABC-type oligopeptide transporter activity; ATP binding. Gene Ontology annotation, biological process: transmembrane transport. Gene Ontology annotation, cellular component: membrane. The transcript is spliced from 28 exons. The coding region runs from base 1 to 3993 and encodes 1330 amino acids.